Rhineura floridana is the source of this 2809-nucleotide messenger RNA. It is a transcript of the gene SMG9, whose product is annotated as SMG9 nonsense mediated mRNA decay factor. Lineage: Eukaryota; Metazoa; Chordata; Lepidosauria; Squamata; Rhineuridae. The record is from RefSeq and is a predicted model, not a curated record. Bases 585 to 2117 code for a protein of 510 amino acids. Gene Ontology annotation, biological process: nuclear-transcribed mRNA catabolic process, nonsense-mediated decay. The transcript has 14 exons.
GUUAAUAGCAAGGCAGACUGGUCAAAAAAGGCGGCUUCAGUGUUUUAAUUUACAUAUGACAGUCCCUCCGCAUUUUUUUCUCUGCUCCAACCACUAGAUACCACUAUCAUUCCUAGAUGGGAAGCCCCGCCUCCCCCAUUCUCUCUGUCUGGCCUUUAGCUUCGUUCCAGUUCCACGCCACGCCCCCUGAAUAAGGUCUAUCUAAGCGUGCUUUGUUGGUAUCUCAGACAUGCGCACAAAUUAAACUUCCCGCAACGAACCGUUCUGGAUGGGGGUUGCAACCCGCGUACCCCGGGGCCACAAACUGAGCAUGCGCCAAGUCAAAACUAACGGCGAUCCCUCGUUCUGGGGCGAGAAAUGACGCCCUGCGCAUGUGCACAAACUGAAGCAACGGUGGCCGACGAGGAUCCUUCUGCUACAUUCCAAGAUGCGCUGAUUCACGCUACCGCAUCCCAGUCGACUUGUAAAGAGAUGUUAUCGACUCCUGACGCUCCCUUCUGGUGCAAGUGACGCUCGGCGGUGGCUUUCCUCCAUAAGCGACGUUAUUGGCUUUCACCGCUCCGCUGCAAAGGUUCUCUUUCCACAUGUCUGAGUCGGGGCACAGCCAGCCGGGGCUGUAUGAACGUCGUCGCCGCUGGAACCGUGACAAGGAGCUGGGUCACCAGAGCCUGUCUGGGCCGGGCCGGGAUCGCGACUAUGUCCCCUGGGAUCGUGACCGAGACCGGCGGGACCCAGCGGACGAGCCGGUGGGGACUGUGAUGCAGAAGACGCCCAUCAUCCUGGCCAAGCCACCUGCAGAGAGGUCCAAGGGGGCCCCAACCCCCACUCCUACUCCAGCACCUGCUGCUGCCCCUGCCCUUGAGAAACCCAUUGUGCUGAUGAAGUCGCGGGAGGAAGGCAAAGGCCCUGCGGGAGCGACGGAAACAUCAGUUCAGCCCCCUGCGGCUGUCGCCAAGGUGGAGAAGGAGGGCCAGCGUCCCACGCAGCCGGUCUACCAGAUCCAGAACCGAGGCAUGGGCUCCACUGCACCCAGUGGCGUCAUGGACCCUGUGGUUGGCCAGGCCAAGCUGCUAGCCCCGGAGAAGAUGAAACACAGCAUCAAGCUGGUGGACGACCAAAUGAACUGGUGUGACAGCGCCAUUGAGUACCUCCUGGACCAAACAGAUGUGCUGGUGGUUGGGGUGCUGGGACUGCAGGGUACAGGCAAAUCCAUGGUAAUGUCGCUGCUCUCUACCAAUCAGCCUGAAGAGGAUCAGAGGACUUAUGUGUUCCGCACUCAGAGCCAGGAGAUCAAGGAGCGUGGGGGCAACCAGACCAGCGGCAUUGACUUCUUCAUCACACAAGAGCGUAUCAUCUUCCUUGACACUCAGCCCAUUCUCAGCCCCUCCAUCCUAGAUCACUUGAUCAACAAUGACCGCAAGCUGCCUCCAGAGUAUAAUCUACCUCAUACCUACGUUGAGAUGCAGUCCCUCCAGAUUGCUGCGUUCCUCUUCACCGUCUGCCAUGUGGUCAUUGUGGUGCAAGACUGGUUCACUGAUCUGAGCCUGUACAGGUUCCUGCAGACGGCUGAGAUGGUCAAACCCUCCACUCCAUCUCCCAGCCAUGAAUCCACUGGCUCUUCUGGCUCAGAUGAGGGCACAGAAUACUAUCCACACAUUGUUUUUCUCCAGAACAAAGCCAAGAGGGAGAAUUUCUGCCCCCGGAACCUGAAGCAGAUGCACCUUGUUAUUGACAAAAUUAUGAUGCACUCCCACCUGAAAUAUAAGGGUACCCUCUCCAUGCUAGAAUGCAACAUAUUUCCCGGCCUGCCCCAGAGUUACCUGGACUCAGAGGUCAACCUGUUCUUACUGCCUUUUAUGGAUAGUGAUUCAGAUGAUACUCUGCCAAGGGCAGCCCCUGGAAGUGGCCCCCUCUUCUCCCUCCUGCCUGGGUACAAGGGACACCCCAGCUUUCAGUCUCUGAUAGCCAAGCUUCGGAGCCAGAUUAUGUCUAUGUCCCGGCCUCAGCUGUCCCACACCAUCCUGACUGAAAAGAACUGGUUCCACUACGCGGCUCGCAUCUGGGAUGGUGUGAAGAAAUCUUCCGCUCUGUCUGAGUACAGCCGCCUGCUGGCAUGAGUGUGACGUCCUUGCACUGGAGCUGUCGAGGGACAGCCAGACCCCCCCAUUCCCCAAGUUGGGUGGGCCAGGGCAUCUGUGCCCACGUCUAGAGGCACAAAGCGAUGUGGGUGUCCCAGAGGCAGAAGUAUAAGGGGGAAGCACUAGUCCUUUCCUGGGGCCGUGCAAAUGUCAGGAGCAAAAAUGCAGAAUUGGUGUUGUGUCCUUCCUGGGCCAUCCUGCUGCCUGCCACCCAAUGUGGGUCUCGCUCUGUCUCUCUUAGGGCUUCGAUUCCCACCUCCAUGUCUAGGUGGGAGAGCUCUGCAUGGCUUCUCAUGUACUGCAGCUCUGAACAGAAGUCCUUCAGCCAGGGUGGGAGUUAUGCCAGAACCACCUGUAACUUCCUACUUACCCUUGCAGGCAGAAAAGACCUCUGCAGUUGCAGUGGUGGCUCAGGGCAAAGGUCAAUGGGGAGUGAGUGUUGUUGCUUUGAAUACGUUGAGAUACUUUUUCCCUGUUCUUCAAUGUGUUGCUCAUAAACGUCCAUUUUGAGGGAAGCAUACCCGGCCCCAUCUCUCCUUCCUCCAGUCUAGGUCCCUUUCCUUAACCCACUCCCAGCUUUCUUGGUCCUGCAACAAAGUGGAUAAAUAACUCCCCUUUUGGAAAUAUUCCAUUCUUGUUUAAUAAAUUAUUCAAGCUGUCUCAUGUGUUUG